Molecule: messenger RNA, 772 nt
Organism: Meloidogyne enterolobii
Lineage: Eukaryota; Metazoa; Nematoda; Chromadorea; Rhabditida; Meloidogynidae
Source: the annotation of a GenBank genome assembly
UGUUUUAAGAUGCCCAUUUUUAAGAAUACCCAAUAUCAAAAUACCCACAUUUCAAAAUACAAUCUAAAAUGCUCAUUUUUCAGCCUCAGACCAAAUGGAUUUUGGAUUAAUAAAGCAACCACCAACAACAACAACAGGAGGAUUACCCUCAACCUCUCCACGUAUGAGACGUUUUGCUGAAAGAUUGGCAGUUAUCCAAAUUUCCCUCGACCCUCCAAGCCCUCCAGAAUUUGCACUUCAAUCGCCCGAUGAAAAUUCAGGAAGAGCUCCUGUCCCUUUUUGGGCACAGCCUGGAUAUGAAAAUUAUUUUAGGCCAAUUGAGGAUUCCUUGUUAUUACAGGUGUGUAUUGUGUAAAAAGGAUGGGCUGGGUUGCUCAAAACUCGAUACCCACAGAACUCGUCUAAUUUUCGUUCCGAAACCCGAUCCAAAACCCAACUCAAGAGAUAUUCUAGAUCUCAAUCCUCGUGACUUUGAUAUGAUGGUUGGCAAUCUAGGAAAAAUCAAAAAAAACUUUCGAGUAGUGCCUUUAACGUCACUCUGGAUCCAUGAAGAAUCAAGGAAAUCCGAUCUUUAUGUAUAUAUCCAAUAUACCCCGAGGGCAUUUCAUUAACGAGAUAGCCUAAUGACAUGCUUCUAAUCUAUAAUUAAAUACUCUCAUAAACUGCCUCCAAUAUUUCAACACAAUUUCUUUAAGGUCCCCAGAGUUUUGGACCAGGACGAUGCCGACCCAAUGCGUGAAUGUUCUCCCCCACCUCGACGAUGUUCUUACGC